This is a messenger RNA of Periophthalmus magnuspinnatus, 609 nucleotides long. It is a transcript of the gene cygb2, whose product is annotated as cytoglobin 2. Gene Ontology annotation, molecular function: oxygen binding; iron ion binding; heme binding. The coding region runs from base 1 to 609 and encodes 202 amino acids. Lineage: Eukaryota; Metazoa; Chordata; Actinopteri; Gobiiformes; Gobiidae. Gene Ontology annotation, biological process: oxygen transport. The record is from RefSeq and is a predicted model, not a curated record. The transcript is spliced from 3 exons.
AUGUCUCGCAGGGAGUCCCCCCCUCCGCCCCCCUCACCGCCGCCUCCCCCGCAGCUCCUCCGCGGAGACAACGUGCUCAUCACGGACCGCGGGGAGGAGGACCGCCCGGAGAGAGCGGAGCCUCUGUCCGACGCGGAGACAGAGAUCAUCCAGGGCACAUGGGGUUUGGUUUAUAAAAACUGCGAGGACGUGGGCGUGUCCGUGCUGAUCAGGUUCUUUGUAAACUUCCCUUCAGCCAAACAGUACUUCAGUCAGUUCCGAGACAUGGAGGAUCCUGAGGAGAUGGAGCGGAGCAGUCAGCUGAGGCAGCAUGCCCGCCGAGUCAUGAACGCCGUCAACACUGUGGUAGAGAACCUGCAUGACACAGAGAAGGUGUCAUCUGUGCUGGCGUUGGUGGGGAAAGCACAUGCCCUCAAGCAUAAAGUGGAGCCGGUCUAUUUCAAGAUCCUGAGCGGUGUGAUGCUGGAGGUUCUGUCGGAGGAUUACCCAGAAUGCUUCACUGAAGAGGUGCAGCUGGUGUGGACCAAACUGAUGGGCGCAGUGUACUGGCACGUGACGGGCGCCUACACUGACGUAGGCUGGCUCCAGGUGUCCAGCUCCGCUGUCUGA